Sodiomyces alkalinus F11 is the source of this 448-nucleotide messenger RNA. RefSeq lists its product as hypothetical. The annotation marks the transcript as partial. The record is from RefSeq and is a predicted model, not a curated record. Lineage: Eukaryota; Fungi; Ascomycota; Sordariomycetes; Glomerellales; Plectosphaerellaceae. The transcript has a single exon.
CUCGCCCUUCCCGUGCCAUACUCCUGCUUUUACGACCUCCAGCAAGCUGCAUGUAUGGGAGCAUGCAUGCCUAAGACAGCCAUGAGGAUAAGUGCUCGACUUCGUACGACCGUCCCAGGCCUGGGCACUACUCUCCAGCCAUGUCAAUGCCGAGCUAUCAGCAUUCAACACGGCGACGCCCACAACCAGGCCAGAGGGCACCGAAGAGCUGAACUAGCAGCCAGGAUCAACCAGUCUCUCAAAGACGACGAACAUGGCAACCAACUCGAGCUCCACUCAAACACAAAAACCGUCUCUACCCCCGUUGGCGACCUCCCUAUCUCUCCUGUCAUGGAUCCCGCUUGGAUGGAAGCCAAGGAGCGCUUCAAGACGCCCAAGGCAAAACCAAAACAGACCAAGGGGAAGGACGGUGGUCGUUUUCGCAAGAAACUGUUCUUGAACCCGUACG